Molecule: messenger RNA, 7175 nt
Organism: Centropristis striata (black sea bass)
Lineage: Eukaryota; Metazoa; Chordata; Actinopteri; Perciformes; Serranidae
Gene: fech
Product: ferrochelatase
Exons: 11
Coding region: 129-1346 (405 amino acids)
Biological process (GO): heme biosynthetic process
Molecular function (GO): protoporphyrin ferrochelatase activity
Source: RefSeq, a predicted model, not a curated record
GACACAUCGGUGUGGCCAGGGAGGCACUCAGUGGAGGGGGAUACUCGUGUAAGCAGCCGCUGAGGGCAUAAGUAUCCAGCCUUCAUUACAGAGUGAACGGAGACUUUAUUCGGCAGUGAAAACAGCAAAUGACCAUGAUGGCAGUCCUGGGAAGCGCCGGUCGCUUGAUGCACUUUGCCAGGAGCAGCGUCAGUCUGAGUGUGAGGAGACGCUCCACGGCUGCUGCUUUAGCCCAGACAGCAAGUCUAGAAACACAGGAGAACAGGAAACCUAAGACCGGCAUCCUGAUGCUGAACAUGGGAGGACCUGAGAAACUAGAAGACGUCCACGACUUCCUGCUGCGGCUCUUCAUGGACACGGACCUGAUGAAACUUCCUGUACAGAAUAAACUCGGCCCGUUCAUCGCAAAGCGACGCACGCCGAAAAUCCAAGAGCAGUACAGUAAGAUCGGAGGGGGCUCGCCCAUCAAACACUGGACCUCUAUGCAGGGAGAGGGCAUGGUGAAGCUGCUGGAUGAGAUAAGUCCUGAGACAGCUCCUCACAAGUUCUACAUCGGUUUCCGGUAUGUUCACCCACUGACGGAGGAAGCCAUCGAGGAGAUGGAGAAAGAUGGAGUGGAGAGAGCUGUGGCCUUCACACAGUACCCUCAGUACAGCUGCUCCACCACAGGCAGCAGUCUGAACGCCAUCUACCGUUACUACAGCAACAGAGUCGACAGGCCAAAAAUGCGUUGGAGUGUGAUCGACCGUUGGCCCACACACCCUCUGCUGGUGGAGUGUUUUGCACAACACGUCAGUAACGAGCUGCUGAAGUUUCCAGAAGACAAGAGAGACGACGUUGUCAUUCUGUUCUCUGCACACUCGCUCCCUAUGGCCGUUGUAAACAGAGGCGACCCGUAUCCUCAGGAAGUGGGAGCCACAGUUCAGAGAGUCAUGGAGAGAAUGGGACACUGUAACCCUUAUAGAUUAGUGUGGCAGUCCAGGGUGGGGCCCAUGCAGUGGCUCGGCCCCCAGACGGACGACGUGAUCAAAGGCCUGUGUGAGCGAGGGAAGAAAAACAUCCUGCUGGUGCCCAUUGCCUUCACCUCCGACCACAUAGAGACGUUACACGAGCUGGACAUAGAGUAUGGACAGGUGCUGGGAGAGGAGUGUGGCGUGGAGAACAUCAAGAGAGCAGAGUCGUUAAACGGGAACCCUCUUUUUAUGAAGGCUCUGGCAGACCUGGUCCAGUCCCACCUGAAAUCCAACAAGCCCUGUUCCCGCCAGCUGACCCUGCGCUGCCCACUGUGCACCAACCCCAUCUGUGGAGAAACCAAGGCCUUCUUCGCCAACCAGACGCUCUCAUAGGAACACACACACACACACACACACACACACACACACACACACACACACACACACACACACACUGGUGCCCUUCCUGAAGCAAUGCUACCUGUGAAGAAACUUAAGGCCUUCUUUGUAAACAGAAGACUCAUACAAACACACAUAGACAUAAAUGCACACCGUUUCUCCAGCAAGAGUGUCAGUUACAUAGAAAAAAAAACAAAAACAGCACAAUUCGAAGUUUGUUUUAUUGUUCCAACAUGUCGGACGGGAGGCGUCUAACCGGAGCAAGUACUUUACUCUAUAGUUAUAAAUUAGUUCAGCACAGAAAAUGUGUGAAACUCGAUCACAAAAGAGCAUUUUGUCUACCAUAUUUAAAUAAUCAGCGGAAUUUGCCAUAUUAGGCUUUAAAUGCACAAUAUAAAAUACAUUUUGGUUUUUGGUCUUUUCAUGGGAAUUGACAUAAAAGCAGAAUUAUUUCAAAUGUGUCAGUCAGCUCCAAAAUUUAACAGAUUGAGAAUAUUGAACCGCAAUUUAAUUUAAGGGAUGUCAAAACAAACUGUACUAUUUUAAAAAUGCGACUAGUAGAGCCGGACCGAUAUAUUGGGUUCUAUUGAGUAUAUGUUGUCCCAUAUGCGACGAUAUUAAAACCUUUUUACAGAACAUAUAAUGCAGUAAACCAUGCUCGGGGGCAAUUUCGAAAUAGUGUUCUUUAUUUAUUUUUAUUUAUUUGUUUUCUAUCUUCUCAGUCAUCAUAUCUAGAAUAGGUUGACAGUGUAAUACAUUGUAUGUAUAAUGUAUAAUAAUGUCUAAUAUUCUUUAAUUAAGCUAAUGUUAAGAAAGCAGUCUUCUGACUACCAUUGCAGUCAUAUCGGUGCAAAGUCGGUGCAAAAUCCUCAUAGAAAUGUUAACUUCCAUUCAAGCUCAAAAAAUCACUGUAUUGUCUACAAUUUCUGUUAAUUUUUCCCAUCUAAGAUCCGUAUUGGCCUCGUUAUUCUAAUAUCGGUCGGGCUCUAGUAAAAAGUCUCAGAACAAUACAAAAUGCUGAUCAAAUUUAAAGUGAACCCGAAUGCACUAAUAUCUGCCUUAACACACAACUGACAUUACCUGAGUUUUAUUGUUUAAGUAAUACCUCCCAGCCGACACACACACAUUAAAACAAACACACUUUGCUAAAACACAUGCAGAUGAAAAAAACUGACACUCUGCAGAAACUGCUCACAUCACAUUAAAGCUACCGGAGCUACGAGCCUUUGCACUAGUUUCUUUAUUUUUGUUUUUUAUUGCAGCUCCAUUGGUUACAUUCCAUUUGCUUAGCCCCUGCAGACCCCCAUCAGAGACCCUGUUUCUCUUCUUGCUGGUGCUAAAUUAAUAACCGUCGGCCACAACGACGACACCAAACACAAGGGAUCUGGUUGGUUGGUUGUUUCUCUCCCCCGCCUCCUCACCUGUCACUUCAUGUCAUUUAGACCCCGCCCAUUCUGCUGCAAUCCUUGCAAUGUGAUUGGAGGAGGUUGGUGUUGCUCAAAAUGCUGCUGCCUGAUAGGUGCAUACCACUGAGCGUAAUAGAAAAAAAAAAAACAAGCUACUGGAGAAUGUUAGAGGCUGAUUUAGGGAUUCAUAACUUCUGAAAAGGAACGUUUAAAUUAAAAAAAGUAUCUACCCCUUAUUCUUAAUCAUGCAUCUGUUCUAUGCUGGUGCUGUACAGAGCUGGCAAACAGCUUAGAAAGAAUGUUAUUUCUGGGUGUCAUGACAUGAUGUUUCGGAUGUUUUGAGAUGGUUUACGAGCUAGGGGAAAUAUGUUGUUAUUAUACAAACUCAUAUUUUUAUACUUUUUUUUUUUUUUUUGUCUGCUGAAAUAUUGAGCAUACUGAGCCUCUUGGCCCUCGCUGGUAACAAAUCAAAAACUGAAAAGGGAAAAAUGACCUGUUCACCACUCAGGUCUCACACAAAUUCUUCAUUUUAACAGAUUAAAAGAUGCAUAAUAGGGAGUGCAGGUUCCUGUUUAAGUUCAUACAGUAAUGUAUUGCAGCUUCAGGUGAGGAAAGCUGCCAGCAAGUAAUGAUAUCCAUCAGGAUAUUAAAGUGCUCAGUAGUUUUUUCCCAAAACAAUGAUAGUGGUACCUAACUCAGCUACGCUCCUGGAAACAAAGCUUUGUAUCAAUGUUGUUCGGCCAUAUUUUAUGGCAUUCACUAAUCAGUAGGAAAUAAGUGUUUCUGUUAACAAAUGCUGCUGGAAACACCCACAUAGAGGCUCAAGCUCUCCAUGCUGUUUCCAUAAAUAUGUGAAAAUAUUGAGGCUGUGUAUUUGGAAUUCCUUCAUGAUGAAAUUUGAUGCAAGUGAGCGCUCUCACUUUCCCGUCAGUCAUCACUGACAUAGAUUAUUUAUUUUUAGGUCGCAGAUCGUUAAAGGAGCUGUGUGUAGGAUUUAGAGGGCUCUAUUUGCAGACAUUGAAUAUAAUAUUAAUAGCUAUGUUUUCAUCCGUGCGUUAUCACCUGAAACUAAGAAUCUUGUUUUCCUUAGCUUAGACUGAGUCCAUCAUAUAUAUACAGGGAACAGUUCCUCUUCCACGGAGUCCCACAUGGUAGAUGGCUAGAUGGUAGCCCAAAAUUGGCAAAACCCUUAUGAGAUUUUCUGCGCGAUGACCUUACUGACCCUAACCAUUUAAGGUCUGACAACCAUCUUUGUGAGAGUUGCACAGGAGUUUCCCAAAUAUAGGUUUACCAAUUAGAGUUGGGCUGGUGUAAAAAUGUAAAACCAAACACCAGACAAAUCUGAUAUACCACAUUUUACCACUGGCUGUUGCACUUGACUCAGCAGCUGCUCCAAAGUGGAACAUAAUGAGACUGAGAGAGGCAAUAAAUGUAGCACCUCCAGUCCACUUGGUGGCAGUCUUGCACCUCUAAGCUUGUUUGCCAAUUACCAAUAAAAAUAAGCAGAAACUGAGUCCAUGUCUUUUAACGUAAUACCAGAGAACGUAUUUAAUUGAUCGGGGAUGCUGUAAUAAGAAUGAGAAAUGCUAAAAUGGGCCUAAAAUGGACUUUGGUGACAGUUAAUAGACCUCUUCAGCCAAGCCAACCCAAGUAUAAUCCAGUUGGAUUCGGCUUGUACACCACUUUGUCAAACUGGAAAUCAACCCAACUCUAUUUCCAUCUAGAGGCUACCGGCCAUGUUGCACUCCAGUGUUUCUACAGUAGCCCAGAAAGGACAAACCAAAUACUACCUCUAGAGGGGGCCUUUGGCGUUAAACAUCACCUGAAGGCCACUGUAGGUUCUACUAAAUGCUUGGAAAGGGAGGGGCUAGAGGGGUAUUCAGCUGAUUGCAAUCUGCAAAUUCACCGCUAGAUGCCACAAAAUCCUACACACCAUGUGCAUUGAUUAUUACCUGACAGUACAGAGAUACAUGUUUUAUUUCCCCUGCCAGAUACCCCUGUAAUGUAGAUCCCUCUUUCAAUCAAUUUCACUAAGUUAGUGAAAGUCAUUUUGAGGGCCUGAGCUCAUUCUGUGCAGAUACUACUGUUCAUUACCAAUACUGAUCUAAAACUUUGAUUCAUCAAUAUAUGAAGUAAUUGUCUGAUUUUGUGUAUUUAGUAACGGAACAGAAGAAUCCUCUGCUAAUUACUGCGAGUGCAGCAUUUAGGCCGAACAGUUUCAGUCUGAGGCAUGAGACAAAAUGUUUUUGCAUUUAAUUCAUAGAAUAUCAAAUCCUUGUAGUUGCGACAAGAGCUGCAAAUGAAGUCACUUUUGAGGGACUGCAGGAAAAGAAGAAAGGCAUAAAGCUACAUUGAUGCAGUAGGUAAAAACGCUGUAUAGACAUGUGGCACGGAUGAGCAUAUAGGAUUUGAAUCCAGUUUUAAUGUAGAUUGACUUUGAUUUCAGUCUGCCUAAACCUCAAUGCAGUUGUUUUUCCAUCCACUCACACCUACCUGAUCACAGUGCAGUAACUUAAUGUGAAAAAUUUAGUCAAACUAGUCAAUAGGUUGAAUAAAUUAAAUUAUUUAGUUUUGCCAGGUUGUCAGGUUCUACAGCUUCAGAAAAAUGUCUUGAAGUUUAUACUUUUUAUGGGUAGUAACUUGACCUCUGACCCUGUUCCCCAUCUACUGUUUUGCCCUGUUAUGCCAUGAUAAUGUGCCUUUUACACUGGCUAACUAGAAAUACUGGACUUGUGCUUUAUGUUUAAUUUUUACAUGUGCUUAACCAAAUGCUGACUGGAAAAACCCACCCUGAAAUCUGAUCUGACGUGUUCCUGCUGUGGUUUUGGCCAUUGAUAGCUCUCACAAGAAAAGACCAUAAAUUAAGUUUUAUUUUCCAAAAAUGCUGCAAACAAACUCUGAACUGUAGAAGUUUUUCUCCAAUUAAUACUCAACAUACAGUCAUGGAAAAAAAUAUUAGAUAUGGUAUAUAUUGGUAUUGUAGAUAUAUUGUUUUCUUCAAUUUCUUGUUCAUUUUAAUGCCUGGUACGACUAAUGGUACAAAAUACAAAUAUAAUGAUAACAACCGAAAAUAGCUCUCAAGAUUUUAAUUUAAGAGCUGAUAUCUAGACAUUUUCCAUGGUUUUCUUGAUAAUUAUUUUGGUUAUUUUCAAGAAAACCCUGGGAAAUGUCUCGAUAUCGGCUCUUAAAAUUUAACUCUUGUGAGCUAUUUUUGUUGUUAUCAUCAUAUUUAUCCAAACAAAUGUUCCUUUAGUUGUACCAGGCAUUAAAAUUAACAAGAAAUUGAAGAAAAAGGUGGUCUAAUAAUUGUUUCCAUGACUGUAGCUGCUUCAAGACAUUUAAGGCCCAUAGUGUUUAACUUUGGAGAGACAUUUCAAAAAUGUAUGUUUUUGGAAGAGGUUGCCAUUGAUUACCAACUACAAGUCACCAUGUUGAAGGAGAGACAUAAAAAUUCAGAAAAAACUCAUAUGUAGCUUUAUAAUCAACUGAGUCGCUCUUGAACAUGGCAACACGUUUUAACCACUGGUAACCGCCAACACUGCUCGCAUGACUUAGACAGUUUUAGUUUGUACAUUUUUCUGCUUCCACCAUGUUAUUCAUAUGCAUGUUGCAACACAUAAUCACAUUCAAUACAAUACAACAGCAAGACUUUGUACUUUCAGUGCUCUUCCACAGGUUUGAAAGGGAUGGUUUUGUUUUUGAGGAAUACUUGACCCGGAGUUUUAUGUCUCUGGUUUGUUGAAUUGUGACGUUUGCCAUUGACAUCCACUAAUUAAAAGCUAUACAGAGUAUCUCUUCUUUCUAGGGUCAAGGUUAUUAUAGUUAACGGAAACUAACGAAAAAUAGAACUGAAAAAACAUUUUCAUGAACUGAAAUAGAAAUAAAAACAAGAGUUUAAAAAAAAAACGAUAACUAACUUAAACUGUAUUUUGUGGUUACAAAACUAACUAAAAUUAUAGAGAAAAUGUCCUUCGUUUUUAUCUUUGUCAACUUUUUUCAUACUUAAACCUUUUUGGUUGAGAUCAAAUCUAUUUCAUCUAUCUGGUUUAAUGACUUAAUAAACUUAUUGGGGCUUAGAUGGAUCAGACAAAGGAAAUAAAGGCAACAUUUAUUGUGACAAUAAAUACCACAUUACAAAAAACUAAAACUAAACAAAAACUAAGCAUUUUCCCCCCCAAAAAAAACCCAAUUAAAAAUAGCAAACACACUCUAAUAACUAAAUAAAACUAAGUGAAUUUGAAAACAAAAAAUCUAUGAAAUUAAAACUAAAACUAAUGAAAAAUCCAGAACUAUUAUAACCUUGUCUAGGGUAAGUCAACAGUCAAAUUCCUCUGAAAACCAAACUGUCACUUAAUACAACUAUCACUUGUAAAAUGUAUAUUACUAUAGUGAAUUUAUAUUGCUUUAUUUAUGUUAA